AUGUUCGCUCCAAGAUUUGACUCAAAUAAAUUGAAAACAAACUUGCGCAUUAGUGGCACUCGCCUAAAAAAUCUGUACAAAAAAAAGAAUGAAUUGAAUGUCCGUGCCCGCCGAGAACUUGCUGAAUACUUGAAAGCUAAGAAAAUCGACCGUGCUCGGAUCCGUGUUGAGCAGAUUGUUGAGAUUGCUCGUAGUUAUGACGUGGAAUUUACGCCCGAUGAGAAUUUGCUCAACAACACCUCUUUUGGUGGUAAGCUUGUGGACUUGGGGGAGCCUCCUUCACUCCCCCCUUAUGACCUCAUGUCAAGCGACUUCCUUGACGCUGAGAAAACACCUUCUGGUCCAGGUGCCCCUUACCCAGUAAAUACCGGUGCAAGUGCUCCGUCGGCAAUGGAUCUUCCAUCGAUUCCCGGCGAAAGUGGUCAACAAUUCCAUGACUUCAAAGGACCUGAAGCACCACCACCUUAUCAGCAUCCCGAUGAUGCCUCUGGAACUAAACUUGAUGACGAAGAUGAGAAAAAAGCUUCCGGCGGAAGUGGGCCUUUGCCGCCCCCAACAACAGAUGAUGACGAUUUCGAUGCCCUCUCUGCGCGAUUCAAUAACCUCCGUAAAGAUAAAUAA
This is a messenger RNA of Mesocestoides corti, 621 nucleotides long. NCBI's taxonomy places the organism in Eukaryota, Metazoa, Platyhelminthes, Cestoda, Cyclophyllidea, Mesocestoididae. The record is from the annotation of a GenBank genome assembly.